This is a messenger RNA of Daktulosphaira vitifoliae (grape phylloxera), 2426 nucleotides long. RefSeq names its product proline-rich protein 36-like. The record is from RefSeq and is a predicted model, not a curated record. The coding region runs from base 101 to 2272 and encodes 723 amino acids. The transcript has 3 exons. Lineage: Eukaryota; Metazoa; Arthropoda; Insecta; Hemiptera; Phylloxeridae.
AAUUCUAAUUUGAUGAUAAAAAUUUUAGACAACAUAUAAAAGAAUUUGGUAUCAAACUAAGUUACAUUGUAACUGAAGAUCCGUAGCAGUACUAACAAUUAUGACUAAAACAAUACUGAUAUUUGUUGUUAGCUGCAUUUUAGUGGUUAAGGACAUAAACGCACAAUGCGUUUGUCUUCCAGCGCCAUGCGCAUCUUCAGCUCCACUUCCUUGCGGAGCAUCAGCUCCAACACUAGCUCCAGCUCCAGUACCAAUCUCAUCCGCAGCUCCAUCACCAUGUUCCAAAUCAUCCCUUCCCUUAACUGCCAUCCUUCCAUUGCUUAGUAACCCAAGCGCUUUGCCCACUAUUCCCGUAACAACCAUCAUUGAACUCUUAAACACCAUCGCUUACAACCCAUCAUUUUUGACCUCGAUCCCACCGUCUGCACUCAUCAAUUUACUUACCUUCUUAGCUUCUAAUCCUUCUCUUUUGACUACUCUACCUCCAACCACAGUCAUCGCAUUCUUGGCCACUUUAGGUUCCAACCCAGCUAUCGUCAGUCAAAUUCCAUCCAACGUUAUCCUUGCUCUCGUCAAAGCCAUCGCUAGUGCCGCACCAUCAUUGUUAACACUUAUCCCUCAACCUGUACUUCUAUCAUUGUUGAGCUCUGUAUUGCCAUCACUCGGUUUACCCGCUAACGCUGCUCCCUCAACCGUAGUCGCUAACUUAGCUCUUCCACCAGCCCCCGCUCCAAUCAUCGCCCCUGGACCAGCUCAAGGGCCAAUUGUCGUCCAACUCCCAAAGAAAUCUCUUAACAAAUCUCCAAUCUUCGUCCCAGGUGGUCCAUCACCAAACUUGCUUCUUAAUGUUCAACAAGGCCAAUCUGCCCCUGUCGUGUUACCACCUUGUGCUCCAGGACCAAUCAUUAUCAACGACAACAUUAACUCUCAAUCUGGACAAAUCACCAAUGUUCCAGCCCCAAAACCAGGCAACAUUAUAUUCAAUUUGCCAUCCCAAAAACCCGGUGCUCCAAUCGUAUUGCCUCCUGCUCCACUACCACAAAUCUUAUACAGUCCAGGAAGCAGCCUUAGCAGCCCAGACAUAGUUGUACAAGCUCCAGCUUGUUUGCCCAAUCUUUUCAUUAACCCAUCUCCACCAUGUCCUCCUACACCUAUCGUUCCACCUCCAUGUCAAUAUCUACCUCCAUUGUUAGCUCAAAUUCCAAGCUGUACUUUAAAUGCCCAAUGCAUUUCUUCACCAACUCCAUGCGCAUCUUCAGCUCCACUUCCUUGCGGAGCAUCAGCUCCAACACUAGCUCCAGCUCCAGUACCAAUCUCAUCCGCAGCUCCAUCACCAUGUUCCAAAUCAUCCCUUCCCUUAACUGCCAUCCUUCCAUUGCUUAGUAACCCAAGCGCUUUGCCCACUAUUCCCGUAACAACCAUCAUUGAACUCUUAAACACCAUCGCUUACAACCCAUCAUUUUUGACCUCGAUCCCACCGUCUGCACUCAUCAAUUUACUUACCUUCUUAGCUUCUAAUCCUUCUCUUUUGACUACUCUACCUCCAACCACAGUCAUCGCAUUCUUGGCCACUUUAGGUUCCAACCCAGCUAUCGUCAGUCAAAUUCCAUCCAACGUUAUCCUUGCUCUCGUCAAAGCCAUCGCUAGUGCCGCACCAUCAUUGUUAACACUUAUCCCUCAACCUGUACUUCUAUCAUUGUUGAGCUCUGUAUUGCCAUCACUCGGUUUACCCGCUAACGCUGCUCCCUCAACCGUAGUCGCUAACUUAGCUCUUCCACCAGCCCCCGCUCCAAUCAUCGCCCCUGGACCAGCUCAAGGGCCAAUUGUCGUCCAACUCCCAAAGAAAUCUCUUAACAAAUCUCCAAUCUUCGUCCCAGGUGGUCCAUCACCAAACUUGCUUCUUAAUGUUCAACAAGGCCAAUCUGCCCCUGUCGUGUUACCACCUUGUGCUCCAGGACCAAUCAUUAUCAACGACAACAUUAACUCUCAAUCUGGACAAAUCACCAAUGUUCCAGCCCCAAAACCAGGCAACAUUAUAUUCAAUUUGCCAUCCCAAAAACCCGGUGCUCCAAUCGUAUUGCCUCCUGCUCCACUACCACAAAUCUUAUACAGUCCAGGAAGCAGCCUUAGCAGCCCAGACAUAGUUGUACAAGCUCCAGCUUGUUUGCCCAAUCUUUUCAUUAACCCAUCUCCACCAUGUCCUCCUACACCUAUCGUUCCACCUCCAUGUCAAUAUCUACCUCCAUUGUUAGCUCAAAUUCCAAGCUGUUGAUUUAUCUGUGGUUAUUAGAAUAUUAUUUCAUAUUACAACAAGUGUCAAAUUAAUUUUAUUUAUAUUUUUUCUAAUGUGUCAUACAAAAUAUUUCUUUUGUCAUUACGUUAUUAAAUAUAUAAUUUUUUAAAAGAUAAUAUAAUGUUGAUUUUAA